AAAGUAGUAUUAUAAUAUUCCAUUAAGAUUUCAUGUUUCAUUAAGACAUUGCGUAUAUAAAAGAUUGAAAUUAAUAUCGUUUAUUAGUCAGUUUAUUUUUGGUCAACCUGAAUGAUUCUAGGGUAUACUAACGAACAAUGAGAAGUGCCAUAGUAUUAUGUCUUCUGGCUGUCUUUUGCACUGUCGAUGCGACCCUUUUGAAUAUUUUGUUACUUCAAGUGCGGAAUACAAAAUGGGCCGUAGAGAGUACUAUGCGACAAGUCGAGCUUAUUCGCGAUAGCGUUAAGCAGGACGUAGAUUUGACAGUCCUGAAAAAAUGGUUAGAACAAAUAGAAAAGCACAACAAGUACAUCGAUCCAAUACUCGAUACCAUAUUUAGAGAAGUAGAGGAUGCCAAAGCGAGGGGUAAAAAUGCGCAAUCGUGCUACGAUGCUGCACUUCUUAUCGUCCGAAAUAUCAACUAUGACGCAUAUACCGAUGCCCAACGAUGCCACGAAUCUGCAAAAGACUCUAUCAAUAACAAUCUUGGCUUCAUCGAUCAUCUUAUCACGAUCGGACGCGGACUGUUAGAAGAAUUAGAUAAUAUCUUUCCGGACUGCUACGAAAAGAAUUCAAGACUUGUCGACAUUUUCAAAUUACAAAGCUGUAUCGCCAAUCAACUUGGUAUAAGUAAGACUGGCGUAAAGGAUUUGAAAACCGAUGCCAGUACUGCCAGGUCUACCGCCAAAUACGCGUCCAACAUCGUCCUUAAAGAGGCUACUGAUUGCUUAAACAACGCUUACUCGAUCGCGCAAUCCAAAGUUUCAGAGGCCAGAGCGGCUGCUACGAGAUGCCUCAAUUCUGUAUAAGAAGGAUUACGUUUAUUCGUAACUUAUAUCGGUCUUAUAUCGGUCGAUUACAAUGUCUAAAAUUAUUUUCAAAAGAAAUAGUUAUAAGAUAUUUAUAAUUCGAAAACAAAAAA
Messenger RNA from Pogonomyrmex barbatus (red harvester ant), 961 nucleotides. RefSeq lists its product as uncharacterized. NCBI's taxonomy places the organism in Eukaryota, Metazoa, Arthropoda, Insecta, Hymenoptera, Formicidae. The record is from RefSeq and is a predicted model, not a curated record.